AUGGCGGCCAUCUCCACGGCGCCCGCGACGCAGCCCACGCUCUACAUCGAUGGCCAGUGGCGCAACAGCUCAGACGGGCGCAGCCGGCCAAGCAUCAACCCCUACGAUGGCAGCACCAUCUGCCACGUCUCCGAAGCCACUGCCGCCGAUGCCGAGGCAGCCAUCAUCUCGGCGCGCGACUUCUUCCGCUCCUCGCCCUUCGCGCACGACACGUUUGCCAACCGCUCCAAGCUGCUCGUCAAGAUUGCCGACCUGCUGCAGCGCGACCGCGCCCUGCUGGCCGACAUCGAGGUGCGCGACACGGGCAAGACGCUUGCCGAGGCCGAGACGGACGUCGACGAUGUGACGGCCGUGUUCCGCUUCUAUGCCGAAGAGGCGCCGCAUCUCGACACGCCGCGGCGCAUCACGGGCGACGGCGUGCCCGGAUCGGUGCGCAGCGAGAUCGUCAAGGAGGCGGUGGGCGUCUGCGUGCUCAUCGCGCCGUGGAACUACCCGCUGCUGCAGAUCUGCUGGAAGCUGGCGCCGGCGAUUGCCGCGGGCAACAGCAGCAUCAUCAAGCCGUCGGAGGUGACGCCGCUGUCGACGGUGCAUCUCGUGCGCCUCAUGCUCGAGGCCGGCGUGCCGGCGCGUGCCCUGCAGCUCCUCACCGCCGGCGGCGCCAGCGUGGGGCCGACGCUCACCGAGCACCCCGACGUCGACCUCGUCAGCUUCACCGGCGGCCUGGAUACGGGACGCAACAUCUUGCGCAGCGCUGCGGGCACUGUGAAGCGCACCUGCGUGGAGCUCGGCGGCAAGAACCCAAAUGUCGUCUUUGCCGAUGCGCCGCUGGACUGGGCCAUCGACACGGUGCUCACGGCCGUGUUUCUGCACUCGGGCCAGGUGUGCAGCUCGGCGGCGCGCCUCAUCGUCGAGGAGAGCAUCGCCGACAAGCUCGUCGCGGGCGUCGUGGUGCGGGCCAAGCUGAUCCGCAUGGGCAGCGGCUUCGACCCCGCCUCGGAGACCGGCCCGCUCGUAUCUGCAGCGCACCUCGCCAAGAUCGAGUCGUACAUCGAGAUGGCCAAGGGCGAGGGCUGCCAGAUCCUCUGCGGCGGCUCGCAGCCGGACCGCUCGCAGCCCGAGUACGCACACCUGCCGCCCGGCGGCUACUUCUUCCUGCCCACGGUGCUCGACCACUGCAACCGCGACAUGAAGAUUGUGCAGGCCGAGACGUUUGGGCCCAUCCUGACCGUGGAGCGCUUCAAGGACGGCGAUGAGGAGACUGCUAUUGCACUGGCGAACGACACCAAGUUCGGCCUCGGCGGCGGCGUGCAGACGUCGGACGCCGCGCGCGCCAAGCGCCUCGCACGGCGCAUCCGCCACGGCACGAUGUGGACGAACACGUACGGCGCCUACACGCCGCGCGCCGAGUGGGGCGGCUUCGGCAUGAGCGGCAACGGGCGCGAGCUGGGCAAGGCGGGCCUUGAUGAAUACGUCGAGACGAAGCACCUCUACACGGAGACAGCACCGGCACCGCCGGGCUGGUUCAAGGGGCACCCGCAUGCCGAGCACAAGAAGUUCACGCCGCCGCCGCCAAAGGCCAAGCUUUAA
Molecule: messenger RNA, 1587 nt
Organism: Tilletiopsis washingtonensis
Lineage: Eukaryota; Fungi; Basidiomycota; Exobasidiomycetes; Entylomatales
Product: putative aldehyde dehydrogenase
Exons: 8
Coding region: 1-1587 (528 amino acids)
Molecular function (GO): oxidoreductase activity, acting on the aldehyde or oxo group of donors, NAD or NADP as acceptor
Source: RefSeq, a predicted model, not a curated record